AUGAGCCUCUUUACAUCGACCGCGCGCGCCAGCCUGCGCGCGAGCGUCCGCCCUCAACCUUCCGCUGCACCGCCCACCUCGCCAUCCGCCGCUCUCUGGCGAACAGGGCCCUCGUUGCAGCUCGCCCCGGCCUUCCCGCACACCGUCCGCCAUGCCUCCUCGGUCCCGUUCUCGCAGACGGCGCGCGACCGGUUGCGCGCCAGGCCGUUCCUGCUCCUCGUCGGCCUCAUGCCCAUCUUCACCUUUGGCCUCGGCUGCUGGCAGGUCAAGCGCCUCCAGUGGAAGCUCGACCUCAUCGACCAGCUCGACCGCAAGCUCCACCAGGACCCGGUCCGCCUCCCUGCGCGCAUCGACACGGCCGCCAUCCCCGAGUUUGCCUGGCGCAAGGUGUUCGUCACGGGCACGCUCGACCACGAGCACUCGAUCGAGUUGGGCCCAAAGACGCGCGACGGCCAGCUCGGGUACCACGUCUUUACGCCGCUCGUGCGAGGCGAGGGCCAGGACACGAUCAUCGUCAACCGCGGGUUCGUCAAGCGCGAGUACAAGGAGGCAGAGAGCCGACCAGCGAGCCUCACCAACGAGCCCGUCGCCCUCGUCGGCAUGCUGCGCGAGCAGGAGCCGCGCAACUCGUUCACGACCGUCAACGAGCCCGAAAAGGGCCAGUGGACCUUCUCCGACAUUGCCGAGAUUGCGCGCUUCACCGGCGCCGAGCCCGUCCUCGUCGACCAGAUCUACGAGGACAACCCGGGCAAGGUCGAGCUCUUUAUCCGCGAGGGCGUGCCCGUCGGUCGUGCGGCCAACAUCGAGCUGCGCAACAUGCACCUCACCUACGCUGGUACCUGGUUCGCCCUCUCGCUCGCGACCGCAUUCAUGUUUUUCCGCCUCAUGCGCAGGCCGACGACCGUCACGGCGGCGCAGUACCGCAGCGCGAGCAAGCAGUUGUAG
Rhodotorula graminis WP1 is the source of this 945-nucleotide messenger RNA. RefSeq lists its product as uncharacterized. NCBI's taxonomy places the organism in Eukaryota, Fungi, Basidiomycota, Microbotryomycetes, Sporidiobolales, Sporidiobolaceae. The coding region runs from base 1 to 945 and encodes 314 amino acids. The transcript is spliced from 6 exons. Gene Ontology annotation, biological process: mitochondrial respiratory chain complex IV assembly. Gene Ontology annotation, cellular component: mitochondrion; membrane. The record is from RefSeq and is a predicted model, not a curated record.